ACCGCUUAUUUUCUUUUCUCUUCUUUUGUCACCAAACCCUCCUUCCAAACGGACUGUUAAGCCUGCGAGCACAGGGGUCUCGGCAUCUGAAAUGCGCGAGGAAGGUUUUGAGGAACUUGAAAGUUGAAACGCACACAACAGUCUCUCUCUCUCUCCCCAUCUGACUACGUCAGAGCUGGGUCAAGUGUACAUUGAAAACUAGGGUUUUCUGUUCUUUUGGACAAUGGAGGCUGUGGUGAUUGAUGCUGGUUCUAAACUCCUCAAAGCUGGUUUCGCAGUUCCAGAUCAGGCUCCUUCCAUGAUAAUUCCUACCCAAAUGAAACAAAUGCCUGAAGAUGGAUCAUUGGCUGACAUUUUACAAUCUGAGGACACUGUUGAUCCGGUUGUAAGAGGGUUUAUCAGAGAUUGGGACGCCAUGGAAGAUCUAUUGCACCAUACUCUGUAUACUGGACUAGGAUGGGAAAUAGGCAAUGAGGGGCAAAUUUUAUUCACAGAUCCACUUUCAACUCCCAAGGCUGUUAGAGAGCAGCUGGUGCAAUUGAUGUUUGAAACUUUUAACAUCUCGGGCUUUUAUGCGUCAGAGCAAGCAGUAUUAUCACUUUAUGCUGUAGGGCGUAUCUCUGGCUGCACCGUUGAUAUUGGUCAUGGGAAGAUAGAUAUCGCGCCAGUAAUUGAAGGUGCAGUUCAGCACAUUGCUUCGAGAAGAUUUGAAAUUGGUGGCAUUGACUUGACGAAGUUGCUUGCUCAGGAGCUUGGUAAAUCCAAUCCACUGGUGAAGUUCAAUACCUCAGAUGUUGAGAAAAUAAAAGAGCUGUACUCAUGUUGUGCUGAAGAUGAUGUUGCUUAUAAGAAGACUCAACAGUCAUGUCAUGAAGAGCAGCAUACUCUACCUGAUGGACAGGUGAUCACCAUUGGAAGAGAAAGGUAUACUGUUGGCGAGGCUCUAUUCCAGCCAUCUAUUUUGGGUUUAGAGGCCCAUGGAAUAGUUGAACAACUUGUUCGUAGUAUCUCAACCGUGUCAUCUGAGAAUCACCGUCAACUGCUGGAAAAUACUGUACUUUGUGGUGGCACUGUUUCUAUGACUGGUUUUGAAGAUAGGUUCCAGAAAGAAGCAAGCCUUUGCUCAUCAGCUAUUCGCCCUUCUCUAGUAAAGGCUCCAGAAUAUAUGCCAGAGAACUUGACAGCGUAUUCAGCAUGGGUGGGAGGCGCCAUACUUGCGAAAGUUGUGUUCCCUCAAAAUCAGCAUAUGACCAAGGCGGAUUACGAUGAAACUGGACCUUCCAUCGUGCACCGGAAAUGUUUUUGAAAAUUCAAUCGGUAAUUCUUCAGUUCUAAUUUAGCUUCACAAUUGAUCGUGGUCAUCAGCCUCUUGACAUGAAAAAAAGAAGAAAUGGCUGAUUGACUUGUGUUAUAAAAAUGUACAUCAGCACACAAAUCCAAUUUAGUGGUUUAAAAAGAUUGAUUCUUAGAGAUUAUUUCCCCACACCCCGUCUAGGGUUCUUGUGUGUUAAGUGAAAUUUUUUCAUGAUUAAUCUAGUUAUUGUGCUUUCAUGAAAUGUUUCAUUUGUGUAAGAAAGUCUUGGUUUGUAGUCUUGGAGGUUUAGGACAUGAGUUUUUGAUAAGGUAAUUUGAUGAAUUAUCGUGUGAAUUAGGUUUUAGCUGUUCUUUUAAGGCUGUGUUUGUAUUUUGAAUGGGUGUUCUAUGCAGACUCACUUAUUUGUAACCUGGAAUUUCUGACUCUUGCAUCAACUCUGAAUCAGUUAUGCUCUGUUACAUUCCUGUCGUGAGCCAAGCCCGAGUUCCUCGUGUAAGGAUUUAAGCCCUGCUUGGUGUUGUGAUGUGCAGAGCUUAGAAGAUGUUUGUGGUAGUUAGAAGUUUGAACUAUAAACAAGUUGAGUUGAACACAUUGUUCAAGUUUGUUUU
Camellia sinensis is the source of this 1923-nucleotide messenger RNA. RefSeq names its product actin-related protein 7 (gene ARP7). The record is from RefSeq and is a predicted model, not a curated record. NCBI's taxonomy places the organism in Eukaryota, Viridiplantae, Streptophyta, Magnoliopsida, Ericales, Theaceae.